Messenger RNA from Ceutorhynchus assimilis (cabbage seed weevil), 1880 nucleotides. Lineage: Eukaryota; Metazoa; Arthropoda; Insecta; Coleoptera; Curculionidae. The record is from the annotation of a GenBank genome assembly.
ACCAGGUGAGGUGAUGUCGGUGAUGACUUCUUUUGAGUUUUGGUCGAUAAAUAAAAACAAAAAUAUUUCAACAGUUUUAUUCAAAUAAAUAAGAUAAGAAUCCAAAAACAAUGUACUUUUAAGCAAUAACAAGAGGUAUUUACCACAAUCAUUCCUAUUCACGGCAACAGGUAUGGGUAAUUCAGGCCUGAGACAGCAUAUCGAAACAGCCCAGAAAACUGGAGUCCUAAAAGUUUCGCCAGGGAAGCUGAACCAGUUUCCGCCUGGUUUCAAACAGCUCGAAGGAUGCCUGCGAACGUUGGAUCUUUCGGACAACAAGUUCGUAGUAUUGCCCCCCGAAAUCAGUCGUUUUAUGCAGCUGAGACACUUAAAUUUAAGCAAGAACAAAUUAAACAAAUUACCAGAUUCGAUUGGUGCCCUAACGAAAUUGGAAACUUUUAAUUCUAGUGAUAAUAAUUUAACAUGUCUACCCAGAACGUUUUCGAAUUUAAUUCAUUUGAAGCAGGUAAUUUUAAGCGGUAAUCAAAUUAAAGAAUUCCCAAAUGUUUUUGGGGGUUUGAAACAUCUAGACGUUCUUGAUUUAUCAAACAAUGCAAUCGAAACCAUUCCAAGUGACGUAUCAACAUUGUACAUUAUUGAAUUAAAUUUGAAUCAAAAUGAAAUAUCACAUGUUUCUUCAGAGAUAGCCAAUUGUGCCCGACUGAAGACAUUGAGAUUAGAGGAGAAUUGUUUAACUUUAAACGCUAUACCUCCGAAAUUAUUGUUGGAAAGUAAAAUUUCUAAUUUAACUCUAGAAGGGAAUUUAUUUGAAAUGAAAGAGUUAGCUCAUAUUGAAGGAUAUGAUGCUUAUAUGGAACGAUUUACAGCUGUUAAGAAAAAAUUAUUUUAGAUAAUUAAGCUUUAAUGUGUGUAAAAGAGUUAAGUGUAACCUAUUGAAAAUUCGGUUCUUUACAGACCAAAAAUACAAAAAUAUUUAUGGAUAAUUGUAUGAUGUUUAAAUGUUUGAAUAUGGGUGUUAGAUAAUUAUGACUAAUGUAUCAAAAAUUAGUUCCUUAUAUUUUGCAGUUUUUGUCUGAUACAUUUUAUUCUAAGCUUCCCAGUGUCCAUACAUCUAUACUAUGAUUUUUUAAUCGACCAUUAGAUUUAAGUAUAUUUAUCUUAUCUAAGUCCUAAGAGUACCUCCUCACUAUUAUUAUUAAUAAGAAAGGCAUUUCAACACCAAUAACAAAUUUUUCUUAUGAUACAUAUUUUAAAGUAACAUAUAACAUACAAUGUGGCUUUUGUGUGUAUGUAUGUGCAAGCAGAAAUAUCAAUAAUAUGCACUAAAAAAGAAUUUUAAAAGUAUGUUUCUUCAAUACCUAAUUAUAAUGUGCUUAGUUUAGAUUUAGGCUUCAAAUAUUUCUGAGCUUUACAAAUAACGUGUCAAUUUAUAAACAACUGAUGUUUCACUUGAUAAAAAGUGAAACACAGAUAUUCUAUACUCAUGUGGUUCAAUCUGCGCUUUAAUAAAGGCUGUAAAUCCUUCCUUUGUAUAUUAUGAUGUCCACAAUUUACAAAGAAAUCUAUAUAUUUUUGUCAUUGGAAAUUUAUUGCUAUUUUCUGAGGUUGUUGCAUGAACUAUUUACAAGCUUUAUAUGGCCUUUCAACUUUGCAAAAUCUGUUUUUGUCAAAAUAGCAUAUUUAUCUGGAGAAUUACAUAUUAUUGUAACAAUCAAUUUACAAUUUUAUAGAAUUAAGAGAAAGCAGAUUUUUAUGAAUUUGUAUUGUUUUUGAGUUUACACAUAUCCAAAUCAAAUUAUACUUCUAUUAUACACAGGUUUUGUUAAAAGUAGUAUUUUGUUAUAUACCUAUUUUUUUUUAUCUAGAUUUAAGAAUUCAGU